Messenger RNA from Micromonas commoda, 735 nucleotides. RefSeq lists its product as hypothetical. The record is from RefSeq and is a predicted model, not a curated record. Bases 1 to 735 code for a protein of 244 amino acids. NCBI's taxonomy places the organism in Eukaryota, Viridiplantae, Chlorophyta, Mamiellophyceae, Mamiellales, Mamiellaceae. The transcript has a single exon.
AUGGCGAUGAGGACGACGAUUUGGCGGCCGAACGUGAGAGUGACCCUCGACGAGUAUGGCGAAGUCGAGGACACGGAGAGUGGGGGUGAGGAGUUGACGAAGAAGGGCACGAAGCGGAAGGGAGCCCCUCCCACGAAGGGGCCGUGCGAGCACGGGGUGAAGUAUCGGUCGCAGUGCAAGGUGUGCGGUGCUUGUCCGCACGGGAAGCAGCGCAAUCGAUGCAAGGAUUGCGGUGGGUCUGGAAUCUGCGAGCACGGUCGUCUCCGCUUUAGCUGCAAGGAGUGCGGUGGUGCAUCAAUCUGCGAGCACGGUCGUCGGCGCUCUCGGUGCACGGAGUGCGCCGGGUCUGGAAUUUGCGAGCACGGUCGUCGGCGCUCUACGUGCAAGGAGUGCGGUGGUGCAUCAAUCUGCGAGCACGGUCGUCAGCGCUCUCAGUGCAAGGAGUGCGGUGGGUCUCAAAUCUGCGAGCACGGUCGUCGGCGCUCUGUAUGCAAGGAGUGCGACGGGUCUCAAAUCUGCGAGCACGGUCGUGAGCGCAAACGGUGCAAAGAGUGCGGUGGUGCAUCAAUCUGCGAGCACGGUCGUAUACGCUCUCAGUGCAAGGAGUGCGGUGGGGGCUCAAUCUGCGAGCACGGUCGUCACCGCUCUCAGUGCAAGGAGUGCGGUGGGUCUGGAAUCUGCGAGCACGGUCGUCAGCGCUCUCGGUGCAAGGAGUGCGGUGGGUCGAGAAAAUAG